ACUGGCUAUAGGCACCACAGGAGGGGCCCCAGGUCUGAAGACUCGGGGAGCAGGGAGAAAUCAAAGUGGAGUACGUCCUUGGCUUCCUUUCUGUUAGAUGCUGGGUAUCAGGAGUUCUUCCCACAAUUCAUGAAGAAACUCCUGCUGCUCUUCCACAUACUUUAUCCUAGAAAAGAGAACUUUUUCCACUGGCAGAAGAGACUUCCACUGGAGAAAGAAGGAGGUUUUCCCUGCUAGCCCCAUGUCUGUACUGCUGGGGAUUCAUCUCAACAUCUCCCACCCUGACUUUUCAUGCAAGAGAAGAAAGACUACCUUCUCUAGACCCUCCUUUUGGGAAAAGGAGAAGGGAACUCACCUGUCUUUAUUUUAAAGGUCUGGAGAUUUGUUUCAACCUGCCCUUGUGAAUGGGUUGCCUGGUGUUUCAAAAUCUCAAGGUAUUCAAUAAAGAUGAGCCAGGUUGCCCCGAAGACCAUGAACUUGUCUUCUGAACACUGCAACAUGUCAGAUUGGCUGAGGCUGGAAGCAACUGUGAAGGCCUCCGUGUACGUGGUGGCUUUCUCCUUCGCCACAUUUAUCACAGUCAUCAUUAUCGCCAUCGUCUCACAGAAUUCAAAACUGAGGAAAGAGGUUCGAUACAUCCUUCUCUGUCACCACCUGCUGUGCAUCUCCUCCUACUGCGGCCUGGGGGUGGUUUUCCAAGGGAUGCGAGCCUUCCUGGCCGACAGCCCUGUCCUGGUAUGCUGGGUGGUGUUCGGGGUACAGCUGAGUGUUGGAGAAGGGAUCCUCUUCACGCUGGCCUUGAUGGCUGCCCACACAUACCUGGUGGUCUGCUGGCCCUUGACAUCUGUGUCCUUUGUAGAUUCCGUUAAGUAUAAGAUUCUGUCCGGGACUUGGCUCAUUAUUAUACUGAAGAAUGCUUGCCUCUUCCUCAUAGAGGGCACUGGCCCUACGCAGAUUGCUCUUUUAAAAUCUGAGCCCCUUUGCCCGGUGGUCUUGAAUGGCAUUCCUGCUAGAGCCAUUGGCAUGGUUUUCCUUUUCCUUCUUCUGUCUAUCAUUCUUGUAAGUUACUCCCUGAUAUACAAAGAAGGGAAACGGGCUGGCCACUUUAAUAGGUCAAAUAUCAAAGCAAGGAAAACCGUCCUUAUUCAUUUAGUGCAAUUGGGCCUGCACGUAAUACCAACUCUGUUAUUCAUUGGUUUGGGAAAGAUGUGUGGAGUGUUUUUCUUUGCUUUAAAUCUGGUGCUUUUUGGAGUCUUUGCCUUUGCUCAGUGUUUUAACCCUCUGAUCUAUGGGCUCUGGAAUAGAGAGUUGCAAAGCAGAUUAUACUACUGGAUGUGCUGUCAACUGUGGUGUGGUCACUGUGGUGUGACUAGCAGAGUGUCAGUUUAAAUAAAAAUUCAGCCAUUUUGAAUCAA
Odocoileus virginianus texanus is the source of this 1415-nucleotide messenger RNA. Lineage: Eukaryota; Metazoa; Chordata; Mammalia; Artiodactyla; Cervidae. The record is from RefSeq and is a predicted model, not a curated record.